AUGGCUCGGCUCGAUCUGUUUCGGCUGGCUUCGACUGGACUAGACUCGGUUCGACUAGGAUCCACCUGGCUGGGCUCGGUUCGACUAGGCUGGAUUCACCCCGGCUCUGCUUGGCUCGAUUCGGCUCUCAAGCUGCACCGAAGCGCCCAGCACUCCGCUCUUAAGAGUGCGGCAGUCCACCCUCCCCAACCCCCGCACCGUCCCAUUCCGCCCCGCCCCGGCGCGGGGAAGCGCACGGUUUCGUUUUCCUUUCUCGCAGAACAGAAACUUGGCACCGAGCCACGGGCGCUGGUUCACUGUUUCUAUUCUCCCGGCCCGCCCCACUCCCCACACCCCCGACCCGCCUCUCGGCCCUGCAGGGACGUCCCGAAGCCGCCGGCUGCCCGGAGCAAGUUACUGACCGCAGGACCAUUUCCCGCAGGGACCAAGCCCGUUCACUUCAGUGCCACUAAAGCGGGAGGGAGGAGGCAAAAAACCCUCCCCCGAGCAGCAGCCCUCCCCUGCCGGACUUCUCCCCGUAGCCAGGCGCUUUCCCGGCCAGCCGGGCAGGUUUCGUUUCCCGCUGGCCCCGCCGUUCCCCGCCGCUCCGCGCUGCAGCCGGCCCGGCUUUCGGCAGCGAUGCUGCGGCGCUGCCCCCCGGGGCCGCCGGGCCCCCCGCUCCUCCGCCGCGCUCUACCGCCAGCCGCCCCCGCCGUCCGCGACCGUCUGCGGGAGUGCGCGGCGCGGAUCCCGGAGGCCAGGGCAGUACUCGACCUGCUGGAGGACUGUCCUGAGCACCAGAAGAAGGGAGGUUUUCCCGUCGUAGUUUUUGAAGGGCUGGAUGCCACAGGCAAAACCACUAUAACCCAGGCUGUUAAGGACACCCUGAAUGCCGUUCUGCUAAGGUCUCCACCACCUUGCAUCAGCCAGUGGAGGACAAUAUUUGAUGAUCAGCCAACCCCCAUAAAAAGAGCAUUUUAUGCUGCGGGCAACUACAUUCUUGCUUCAGAAAUAGCAGAAGCAUCCACUCGGGCACCUGUGAUCAUAGACAGAUACUGGCACAGUACAGCUGCCUACACAAUUGCCACUGAAGUAAAUGGGAAAGUGCAGGAUCUUCCACCAGCUCAUGAUGAGGUGUACCAGUGGCCUGAGGAUCUGCUUAAACCCGAUCUUGUUCUUCUCCUGACUGUUGAUCCUGAGGAGCGAGUCCGUAGACUUCAGUGUCGAGGGCUGGAGAAAACAAAGGAGGAAGCUGAGCUGGAAGCUAACAGCUUGUUUCGCCAAAGAGUUGAAGAGUCGUACAGAAGGAUGGUGAAUCCUGCGUGCCAAGAGGUUGAUGCCAGCCCCUCCAAGGAAGAGGUUCUCAAGACAGUGCUACAACUAAUUAAAAAACACUGUGCUUUGUGAAAGCAGCUUCUGUGUAAUAGCACUUGAAAGACUUUUUAGUGCACUUACAAGAUACUUUUUGUUGCCUCUCUGGUUUUGGUACCUGAAAAUGCACUGUGAUGUGUUUUACCUCACAGAAGGAUCUUCUCUUUCUUCUGUUGCUAGUAAUCUGUGCAGGUCAUCUGUUUCACCAUUGCCUACCAUACUUCUCUGUAUAAGGCAAAAUAAUACUCAUAUUAUUCAACAUUCUUAGCAAAGCCACAAGCAUACUACCGUCAUGUGCGAGGUACCCCGGAGUGCUCUCUCACAUGGUGACAUUUCAAGAAACUGUCAUGUUGCACCUUAAUCACCAGGAGAAUCUGCUCCUGCAUCUGUUGUUCACCAGAAGUCACUGGACUGUGGGAACAGCAGGAUGUGCGGUUCCAGCUAAGUAGCCUUGGACAGGUUAUACAGAAAUAUGUUUUUUAUGAGUGUAAGGAGUGAUAGCCCAGGCCAGUGAGAAUGACAUCUCAGGCCAGAAAACUGCCCCCAUAUGUAUAAUGUGUGAAUGUUUGGCCUGGGUGUGUGAAUGAGUGGGUCAGAAUGUUGCCCACAAGAUAUGUAUGGAAAUGUGACUGAAAACAGUCACAAGACGAGUGUGGUGUGUUUGGAAUAACAAUUAUUGAAAAAACGUCCUGUCUAACCUCUUAGUCUAGGUCCGGGUCGGUAGACCUAUAAAUUGAGAACUGUUUUGCUCAGCUCCGCCUGGCUCUGCUCUUGCUGCUAACAAGGACUUUGUGUGUGCGUGUGUCUCUGUCUGCGUCUGUAUGAAUUGUUCCUCAUUGCUGCACUGGGCUGCAGCUGGAGCAUUAGUGCCCAAGGAGAGGCUGAAAUGUCAUCCAGCAGUAAAACAAUAAAAUGGUCAUAACACUGAGGAACAGAGAAUCCAGUGGCCCAGUGUUGUUUACUGGAGUAGAGGAUGAGCAGCUGCUGCUGUGAUGGGCAUCCUGCAAAAAACAUGUUGUAAAUGAGGGCCAGUGAGCAUCUAGGCCUCUACGGAAUAAAGUCCAAGCCUAUCAACAUAUGCAAAUGUAUACCAAUUCAUUUCAGAGGGAAACAGGAGAAUGCUGACAUCUUAGAAACAGAGACCUGAGAAGAACCUGAAAUUAAAAACAUUUGAUAAGUAAUUGCUAAAAUAUUUUUCUAUGAAACAUUUUCUAUAUCCUAUUGAUAGCAUUGUUAAUGUGAAUUUGUGUUCUUUUGAGAGAUGUGAAAUGGAAAAAAUGCAGGGAAUCUGAGCAAUGGAAAUUAUUGUACCUUUUCACUUCAUCUUUUCUUUCUCAUCUGGGUUUUUGCACAUAUUGAAUGUGAAAGCAGGCUGCCAUCAAGACUUCAGCUCUGCAAAGGCUGAUUUUUAUGUAGUUUCUCUAUUGUUACUCCUAAGUUUAAAACUAAACAUAUGGAUAAGCCUUUGUGGGGUCAGAAAUGAUCUGCAGAUCCAGAAAGAAUGUAACUAAAAUGUAAAUUUGAUUUCAAAUACUACUUUUACUUACUUUCCUGUGUUAAACAAAUGAAAUUAUGAAUGAAUCUAUAAAUAAAAAUGUAUUCACUACUGCA
Columba livia (rock pigeon) is the source of this 2961-nucleotide messenger RNA. It is a transcript of the gene CMPK2, whose product is annotated as cytidine/uridine monophosphate kinase 2. The record is from RefSeq and is a predicted model, not a curated record. The transcript has 6 exons. The coding region runs from base 1 to 1386 and encodes 461 amino acids. NCBI's taxonomy places the organism in Eukaryota, Metazoa, Chordata, Aves, Columbiformes, Columbidae. Gene Ontology annotation, molecular function: dTMP kinase activity; nucleoside diphosphate kinase activity; ATP binding. Gene Ontology annotation, cellular component: cytoplasm; mitochondrion. Gene Ontology annotation, biological process: dTTP biosynthetic process; dTDP biosynthetic process; dUDP biosynthetic process.